AUCUCCUUGUGCACCGUCGAAGCUCCCUGCCUGCAUCGCUUCCCUGCCUCCCCGAGCGGAUGUGCCAUCUCUCACCUCGUCCGUGCCUCUGUACUAGAGUUCACCGGAUCCCGCGCGCUGUUGUGCCAUGAUCGCCGUGGAGCUUCCCCGCCGCGCCCCAGCUCGGAUCUUCCUCUACCGGCGCUCGCCCAGUCUGGGCACCGCAGCUUCCUUCUCUGCUCGGCGCCGUCCCUGGCUCCAACUCGGCCAUGGCCGCUGCGCCGCGCCCCUGCGCUCGCCGCUGGAGCUCUCUGUACCGCGCGCCCUCGAGCUCCCACGCGCUCGGCCGCCCAGCUUCCUGCGCCGUAGCUUUUCUCCUGAGCUCCCUCGCCAUGGUCGCCCAGCCCAGCCGUACCUGCUCCCUCCCUGUGCUCGCCAUGGUCGCGCGUUGUCGCCCAGCUAGCCCUCAGCCAUGGACGUGCCAAGCCGCUUCCUUCCUAGCCGGCCGUCGUGGGUACCUGGGUCUCCUCCUAAUUUGAUUUGGAACUGCUGCGCCUCAGCCUCGAUCUGUCGCAUCCCGGCUCAUCGCCGCGCGCGCGCCUGCUUCCUGUGCGCGCAGCCGCUCCCUCCCCAGCCGCAAAGCACCCCGUUAAGUUCUCCUCCGCCGGGUUGUCGUACAUGCGAAACUGCUCGCGAUCGGCAUCGAUUCAACCGCUCGACCCUGUUCCCUGGCCACCGCUCGACUCUGAGCUCUGGUUCCUGCGCGCUGUUGUUCCCCUCGCAGCCUGUGGAGGUGGACCUCGGCAGUGUCCCCAUCGCCGUUGAACUCCCAUACAUGUUCCUCUCUGUUCGCUUGUCGUUGGUUCCGGCCAGGUCUCGCGCGCGUGGUUUUGAAGCUCUGCGCGUUCGUCGUGCCGCGCUGUGUGCUAGUGUUCUCUUCCGGCAGAACUCGCCGUCGACCAUGUUCAAGUGAUUGCUCGGCUCCGCGCCUCCCUUGCAUCUCGCUCGACAGACUGCUCGCUCUGCUCCAGCUCGCGUCCAUGGACAUCGGACUGUAUCCCUCAAGCAGCUGUGUCUCCGUCAUACUUUGGUCUUCAAUCUCGCUGCUGGCAGACACCGGUUCUCAUCCUCGCCAACCCCUGCUCGGCCCCAGCUCGAUCUCCGCCUCGCCAUCACCCUCCGUCGCAGCACCGUGUCGAUGACUUGCGAUUCUCGCCUUUGUGCUCGACACAAGGGCUGAACCGGAAUCCUUGCCAUAUUCGCCGAUAUCAUAUCAAAUUUAGUCAUGGGUAAGCCGAUUCAUAUUUCUGUUAGCUUAAUUAUUGGAUUGAUAAAUGGAUGCGUCUAGUAUUAUUGAAUUAGUUCGAUGAAUGAGAUAUGAUUAUUUUCA
This is a messenger RNA of Zea mays, 1369 nucleotides long. RefSeq lists its product as uncharacterized. NCBI's taxonomy places the organism in Eukaryota, Viridiplantae, Streptophyta, Magnoliopsida, Poales, Poaceae. The record is from RefSeq and is marked validated.